GCAGCAGCGGCAGCAGCAGCAGCGGCGGCUGAGGCGCUUUCUCUUGCUGUAACCUAAACAAUGACUCCUACUACAGAGCGGAGGAAAGCACGCCAGUAGAAUGCGUUACACGGAACCCAAACCUUGCUUUUCGCUGCUAUUCCGACCACUCACUUAAACUUACCGACAGUAAACAUGUGGAUACCUACAGAACACGAGAAAUACGGCGUCGUGCUGGCCAGUUUCAGAGGGACCAUCCAGCAUGGCCUCCCGCUGGAAAUUGGAGACACGGUGCAAAUCCUGGAGAAAUGUGAAGGAUGGUACAGAGGAUUCAUCCUGAAGAACCCAAAUGUGAAGGGGAUUUUUCCAUCCAGCUACAUCCACUUAAAGAAUGCCCACGUCAAGAACAAAGGGCAAUUCGAGACAGUCAUCCCUGAUGAAGACUCUGUCAUCACAGAGAUGACAUCAACUCUGCGAGACUGGGGUGCCAUGUGGAAGCAGCUCUAUGUGAAAAAUGAGGGGGAUUUGUUCCACCGGCUUUGGCACGUGAUGAAUGAAAUCUUGGACCUGAGGAGGCAGGUGCUGGUUGGCCACCUCACUCAUGACCGUUUGAGGGACGUCAAGCAGCACAUCACAGCAAGAUUGGAUUGGGGCAACGAACAGCUUGGCUUGGACCUGGUCCCGAGGCGAGAGUUUAGUAUGGUGGACCCCGAUGAAAUCAGUGUCACAGAGCUUUACAGACUGAUGGAACACCGACAUCGUAAGAAGGAGACAUCCACCCCUGCUAGCACCCAUCAUCUGUUUGUCCACGUGAAGAGUCUAAUGAGCGCUAAUCUGGGGGAGGAGCUGGAAGUCUUCUUUCACAUUUACGAUGGACGGGAGAACCGGCCACUCAGUGAAAGGUUCUUUGUAAGGCUGAAUAAGAGCGGGCUGCCCAAGUCACCAGAGAAGACAGAAAGACAAUGCACGCUAUUUGUGGAUUUGGGAAGCAGUGAUCUACGAAAAGAUGUCUACAUCGUUGUGCACAUCAUAAGAAUAGGGAGGAUGGGAGCAGGAGAGAAGAAGAACCAGUGCAACGUACAGUACAGGCGGCCGUUUGGCUGUGCUGUUGUCAGCAUUGCCGAUCUACUUACUGCUGACUCUAAGGAUGACCACCUGCUAAAGGUUUAUACGUGUAACACUGAGAGCGAAUGGUCCCAGAUCCAUGAGAACAUCAUCAAAAAGGCCAAUUCUAGGUACAACUUGUCUGGAUCCAACACUGGUCUGGCAGUGGCUUUGCAGCUCCUCCAUGGGGAUAUAGAUCAACUAAGACGGGAGUACAUGGUCCUUUUCACCCGUGGUGUGUCAAUCACCAGGAAACUGGGCUUCUCUGAUGUCAUCAUGCCAGGAGAGAUGAGAAACGACCUUUACAUCACACUGGAGAAAGGAGAGUUUGAGAAGGGGGGGAAGAGUGUGGCGAGGAAUGUAGAGAUCACCGUGUAUGUGCUGGAUAUUGAUGGACAGAUCCUAAAGGGUCAUGUGGCAGCUGGCUCAGGUGAACCAAGUGUGGAUGAGUACCAUUCCUUGGUGUUGUAUCACAACAACAGUCCCCGCUGGGGCGACCAGAUCAAGCUCCCUAUUCCGGUCGACAUGUUUCGGGGGUCGCACGUCCGCUUUGAGUUUCGACAUUGCUCCACUAAAGACAAGGGAGAGAAGAAACUGUUUGGCUAUUCCUUUGUUCCUCUGAUGCAAGAGGACGGAAGGACUCUGCCAGAUGGCACCCAUGAGCUCAUUAUCCAUAAGUGCGAGGAGAACACCAGCUUGGCUGACUGUUCACGCUACCUGAAGCAGCCGUUCUCCAAGCCCAACCUGCCGUCUAACAAUCAGACGCUGAAAGGCACCAAGGAAUCUUUCUGGAUCACCAGCUUCCUCUGCUCCACCAAGCUCACGCAGAACGGUGAUAUGCUGGACCUGUUGAAGUGGCGAGCCCACCCUGAGAGGAUCAACGACAGCUUAUCAAAGCUGAAGGAGAUCGAUGGCUCGGAGAUUGUCAAAUUUCUCCAGGACACCUUGGACACCCUCUUCGGGAUUUUGGAUGAAAGCUCCCAGAGAUAUGGACUUAAGGUGUUUGAUUCACUGGUCCAUAUCAUCAACCUUCUCCAGGACAGCAAAUUCCAGCACUUUAAACCAGUCAUGGACACCUACAUCGAAAGCCACUUUGCUGGAGCUUUGUCCUACAGGGACCUGAUCAAAGUGCUGAAGUGGUACGUGGACCGCAUUGUUGAUGCAGAGCAUCAGGAUCACAUACAGCAGGUGCUCAAGGCCAGCGAGUACAUUUUUAAGUACAUCAUCCAGUCCCGUCGGCUCUUUUCGCUCGCUACAGGAGGCCAGAAUGAGGAAGAGUUCAGAGUCUGCAUUCACGAGUUGUUCAUGUCCAUCCGCUUCUUCCUCUCGCAGGAGAACAAAGGCACCACGCCCGUCGCACAGACACAGGCCGUGUUCCUCCGAACAUUUCCGGCAAUUUACGGCGAGCUGUUGAAGAUCUUCACGGUGCGCGAGGUGGCCGGUUUCGUCAGGGAGACUCUGGGCAGCCUGCCUACCACCGUCCAUCCUGACUGCCCCCUGGAGGCCGUCAAACUGCAGUGCAUUGCCAAGACUGUGGAAAGCCAGCUUUACAUAAACCCAGAUUCACGAUGCAUCCUGUUGCCGGUGGUGCUUCGAGUGCUACAGGCCCACAUGCAGGAGCAGAGAGACCUGGUCAUGUGUGCCCAGAUCCUCUCCAGCAUGCUUUCUCUAAUCAAGAAGGAGGAAAAUGGCACUGCGGAGCUUGUGGUGUCUGAGGAAGUGGAGCUAAUUGUGGAAAGCCUGCUGGGAGUUUUACUGAGGACUAUCUUGGAAAUUAGCAACCGGCCCCAGCCUGCUGGAACCUCCAUGAGACUACAGUUCCAGGAUGUUACUGGAGAAUUUGUGGCAUGUUUGUUGGCGCUUCUGCGACAGAUGAGUGACAAGCACUAUCAGAAGCUGCUGCAGGCGUUCAGCAGCAAAGACGACCUGAGGGAUUUCCUCCUUCAUAUCUUUACAGUCUUCAGGAUUCUAAUCCGACCAGAAAUGUUCCCUAAAGACUGGACUGUCAUGAGACUGGUCACGAACAAUGUCAUCAUCACAACUGUCCUCUACCUUUCUGACGCUCUGAGGAAAAACUUCCUCAAUGACAAGUUUGACUACAAGGUGUGGGAUUCGUAUUUCUACCUGUCUGUAAUAUUUAUCAACCAGCCCUGUCUUCAACUUGAAUCCUUCUCUCCCUCCAAGAGAAAGAAAAUACUGGAAAAAUAUGGAGAUAUGAGGGUGAUGAUGGGCUGUGAGAUCUUCAGCAUGUGGCAGAAUUUAGGUGAACAUAAGUUGAACUUCAUCCCAGCAAUGAUUGGGCCGUUCCUGGAGGUGACGCUGGUGCCUCAACCUGAUCUGAGAAAUGUCAUGAUCCCCAUUUUCCACGACAUGAUGGACUGGGAGCAAAGACGCAGUGGCAAUUUUAAGCAGGUGGAGGCCAAGUUGAUUGACAAGCUGGACAGCCUGAUGUCUGAAGGCAAAGGCGAUGAGACAUACAGGGAGCUCUUCAACAGCAUAAUUCCUCUGUUUGGUCCGUACCCUAGCCUGCUGAAGAAGAUCGAGAGAGAGACCUGGAGGGAGAGCGGGAUCUCUCUGAUCGCUACCGUCACUCGUUUAAUGGAAAGACUGCUAGACUACAGGGAUUGCAUGAAGUUGGGAGAAGUGGAUGGCAAAAAGAUCGGAUGUACUGUCAGUUUACUGAACUUCUACAAAACAGAGUUGAACAAAGAGGAGAUGUACAUCCGCUACAUUCACAAACUGUAUGAUCUGCAUCUGAAAGCACAAAACUACACAGAGGCGUCCUACACCCUGCUGCUCUAUGACGAGUUAUUGGAAUGGUCAGACAGGCCGCUCAGAGAGUUUCUCAACUACCCCAUGCAGAGCGAGUGGCAAAGGAAAGAAUAUUUGCAUCUCACUAUCAUCCAAAACUUCGACAGGGGGAAGUGUUGGGAGAAUGGCAUCAUCCUUUGCAGAGAGCUUGCUGACCAGUACGAGUCGUACUACGACUACAGGAACUUGAGUAAAAUGAGGAUGAUGGAAGCAUCUCUCUAUGACAAGAUCAUGGAUCAGCAAAGAUUAGAACCUGAAUUCUUCAGAGUCGGAUUCUAUGGGAAGAAGUUUCCUUUCUUCUUACGGAAUAAGGAGUUUGUGUGCCGAGGCCAUGACUACGAGAGGCUGGAGGCAUUCCAGCAGCGGAUGCUCAACGAGUUCCCCCACGCCAUCGCCAUGCAGCACGUAAACCAGCCCGACCAGACCAUAUACCAGGCAGACGCACAGUACCUACAGAUCUAUGCUGUAACCCCCAUCCCCGACAGUCAGGAUGUGCUACAGAGAGAUGGAGUGCCUGACAACAUCAAAAGCUUCUACAAGUUUAAUCACAUCUGGAGGUUCAGAUAUGACCGGCCCUUUCACAAGGGCACCAAAGACAAGGAGAAUGAGUUUAAGAGUCUGUGGGUGGAGAGGACAACUCUGACUCUGAUCCAGAGUCUUCCAGGCAUCUCCCGCUGGUUUGAAGUUGAAAAGAGAGAACUGGUGGAGGUAAGCCCACUGGAGAAUGCGAUUGAGGUGAUCGAGAACAAGAACUUGCAGUUGCGCACAUUGAUCUCCCAGUGUCAGAGCCGGCAGAUGCAGAACAUCAACCCUCUCACCAUGUGCCUCAACGGGGUCAUCGACGCCGCAGUCAACGGGGGACUGGCCCGCUACCAAGAGGCCUUUUUCGUGAAGGACUACAUUAUGAAUCACCCCGAGGACGGAGAGAAGAUCGGGCGACUGAGAGAGCUCAUGUUCGAGCAGGCACAUAUAUUGGAGUAUGGCCUCGCGGUGCAUGAGAAGUUUGUUCCUCAAGAUAUGAGACCCCUGCACAAGAAGUUAGUGGACCAGUUUCAUCUCAUGAAGUCCAGUCUAGGCAUACAGGAGUUUCCAGCGUAUGUGCGUGCGAGCCCGGUGCACUUCACCAACGGAAGCCCGCGGACGUGCAGGAACUCCGUGCCCAGCAUCAUUAGCCCAGAUGGCGGCAGAGGAGUUGCCAGGCGGAGUUUCCAACGAAGAACCAGCUACCCUGCGGUGAACCGUUACUCCUCGUCCUCUCUGUCAUCUCAAGCCUCCAAUGAAGUCAGUAACAUCACAGGGCAAUCGGAGAGCUCGGAUGAAGUCUUCAACAUGCAGCCCAGCCCAUCUACCUCGAGCCUCAGCUCCAACCAUUCUGCCUCGCCCAACGUCACCAGCUCGGCCCCGUCCAGUGCCAGAGGAUCCCCUCAGAUGGCAGAGAAACACAAGCAUUCCAGAGAAAAUGCCUGUCUGUCUCCACGAGAGAGACCGGUCAGUGCCAUCUUCCCCAACCCCCUCGAUCCUGCACAGAGAGCCCCUGCUCAUCAGAUAGGCGAUACCACUUUACCGAGGAGUGACCCCAACCUCUCAGCGCCAGAUAAAGUGAGGCCCGCUCCCAGUAGUUGGAGCCUAGACAGUGUCAAAGAGGGUAUGCCACACUCCUCUGACUCUGGUGGCAGAAUGCUAUGCCCUCCUGUACCUCCUAGGCCACCGUACUCAGGCUCCUCGGCUAAAAACAUGAGGUCACAGUCUCCUGUUCCCACAUCCAGAUCACCGCAAAAGACCACAGUGCCACCUUUCACCCCUUCGCCCACUGAGUGCCAAUCUGCCAGUCUGGUCUCCAACUCCCCAGUUCUGUCCGGCAGCUACAGCAGCGGCAUAUCCUCCCUCAGUCGCUGUAGUGUGUCCGAAGCUUCAGGAACCGAGCUCCCCACAGGUGACCAUCCGCCCCACCAACUGCCUCCACCUACCACCUUGCCAAACUCUGUCUCCAGUAGCUCGGACGAGCCCAUCCGCAGAGAGAACAAGACACCGCCACCCUACAGUGUGUACGAGAGGAACAACCCCCGCAGGCCCGUGCCGCUUCCCCACAGUCUCUCCAUUCCCCCACAGACGGACCCCCCAGCCCUGCCGCCCAAACCUCACCAGCUCCGCACAGGCAGCAUGAAGUUGGAUGGAACCGCCGACCCUCGAGUCCCCAGACCGAGGCCUCUGCCCAGGAAGGUGUCUCAGCUAUAGGUGCUGGUUACAGAGCACACGAAAGGAGAUGGUGGGAAGAAAAAAAACUGGCAUAUUUUGCACUUUUCUACAUGGCACUCACUUUUUUUUAGAGACAUUCAAUUUGGCAUUCCUGACCUACACUCCAGUAAAAGACACAAGCCUACACAUUAACAGGCAGUCUAGAAACUGAAAAGCUGGCAGAUAAAGUUUCUUUUGUAUUUACUAGAGGGCAUUGCAUUGACUUUGACUUGGUCGUUCUGCACUUUUAGCUCUAGUACAUACAAUAGCUCACCACAGUCAGUUGUAACACCACACGUUUACCGAACACUCUAGAAAAACACAGUUUUGAUAGAUGUAAUAAUCUCAAAUAUAUGUAUAUUGGUAUAUAUGAGAAUUGUUUUGCCUUAAGUAUUGGAAACAGAGUCUUUUAUCUGUGAGUCUUGCACGUUUUUUUCCCCUUAACAGCUCAGUAUAUUUGUAUACUGUACGGCUAAAAAAAAAAGGUGCUAGAGGCCUCGAGUAUGCAUUUCAUUGAAGUGUACGUAGUAGACAACGGUGUGUUCUUAUUUUCAUAUCCACAUAAGCAGUGGUACAAAAACCUCAAACUUUGAACUGAUACUAACAAAAAUGUAUGGAAUUCAAAAGAUCUAAUAACAGUGUUGUUGAUUUUACAAAUUUGACCGCAGUUGUGACCUUAUUUGUUAUUAAUAUGCAGUAAUACAGAAACUCUGGCAAAUGCAACUUUGGCACAAUAAUGAGAGCAGUUUUACUUCAUGUGGUCACAUUCAAUUUGAAACCUCAGCAGACUUUUAGUGUGAUUUGAAAUUUAAAGAAACCACUCUGCUGCCAUUCUUUCUUCUGAAAUUCGAACAUUUUUAAAUCAGCGACUUGCUAAAAUUACCCAUAGUGACAAGAAGAGUCUGGACCAAACACAUAGGUAAAGGUAGGUGCAGUUUCUAACGCAAGCUGGAAUUUUUACAAUGCCUAUUGCCGUUAACGUGAACACAUCCUAUUCCUCCUGCAUGAUGUAUAUGACAACAGGGAGGGGGGGAGGGGAUCGAGUAAUGUGCCAAAGGAAACUGAACAAUGUGCUGUCGAGAACCUUUUUCUUUUUCUUUUUUUAAACUGGGACCUGGAAUCAAGAAAAUAGGAGAAGCUCAGCUGCAAAAGGGUCUCUUUUUCCCUGUUUUCCUAAUAAAUAAUAAACUUUACCCCAAAAUCUAAAUUAAUCUUUAACCUACUGAUAAGACGAAACUUUCGAAAAGCACAAACAAUAGCUUGUCGUCCGCAUUAUGACCUGUACUGUUAUUCUAAAGUCUUUAUUUGACAAAGCAGUAAUUGGAGCAGAUUUUCACAGUCAGCAGUGACCUUAAAACACAUGAGGAAUGAUGUUGUGUUGGGAAAAUAUUUACAAGCUAAUCACUGACAAAUAUUUGUACAGUUGACGUCUACUUUCUGUUUAAUUAAAAAGAGGACGUGAGUUGACUUCUCAGCACAACCACAUCGCAUUGCUGCAGUGAAGUAAAUGUUCUGUGGCAGGCAAAUCUCAAACUGUUUUGUAAAAUGGAGACAUUUUUUUUGGCAUAAUAUAUUAAUAAAUUCAAUCCUGUGCAAAAUGUUUUUGGCUGGGGGGCGGGAAUGGGUAGCUUUGGUAUUGUUUGGAUAUGUUUCAUUUUUUGUACGGUUGAUUUACUUUUUGAUUUGUUGUGAAUUAUUUGAGAUUAAAUAUUCACAUUAAUCAGCACUUGAGAACCUGUAAAUUAAAUGAGAUUAAUGUAAGUAUGCCAAAUAUAAAAUUUGUGUAUUACAAUUAAUGUAAAUACUGUGUUUUUAACAAAAUGUAGCUAUAACAAUUUACAGCUUUGAAUGUAAUGUUGAAGCAGCAAAUUAUUAUUAUAAAUGUUCAAACUUUUAUGGUUUUGUGAGUGUAGAAAAACUGAGGUCAUGCAUAAUGACUCCUAACUCAUUUACAAGUUCAAUAAACUGCCCUAUGUCAUAUA
Messenger RNA from Pundamilia nyererei, 8111 nucleotides. It is a transcript of the gene dock4b, whose product is annotated as dedicator of cytokinesis 4b. The transcript has 54 exons. Gene Ontology annotation, cellular component: cytoplasm; plasma membrane. Bases 175 to 6129 code for a protein of 1984 amino acids. NCBI's taxonomy places the organism in Eukaryota, Metazoa, Chordata, Actinopteri, Cichliformes, Cichlidae. Gene Ontology annotation, biological process: cell chemotaxis; small GTPase-mediated signal transduction. The record is from RefSeq and is a predicted model, not a curated record. Gene Ontology annotation, molecular function: small GTPase binding; GTPase activator activity; guanyl-nucleotide exchange factor activity.